UAGGGGAGCAAUGGGUAAAUCCAGGAAGUAUUCUAAGAAGAGGAAGAACCUCGGAGCCGAUGUGGAUGAUGAGCCUGAGUUCAUUUGCACUAUUGAUGAACAAACUGGUGGACGACUACUGCCAUAA
Microthlaspi erraticum is the source of this 127-nucleotide messenger RNA. The record is from the annotation of a GenBank genome assembly. NCBI's taxonomy places the organism in Eukaryota, Viridiplantae, Streptophyta, Magnoliopsida, Brassicales, Brassicaceae.